Lepus europaeus (European hare) is the source of this 1617-nucleotide messenger RNA. RefSeq names its product Jun proto-oncogene, AP-1 transcription factor subunit (gene JUN). Gene Ontology annotation, biological process: regulation of cell cycle; regulation of cell population proliferation; regulation of transcription by RNA polymerase II. NCBI's taxonomy places the organism in Eukaryota, Metazoa, Chordata, Mammalia, Lagomorpha, Leporidae. Gene Ontology annotation, cellular component: transcription regulator complex. Gene Ontology annotation, molecular function: RNA polymerase II cis-regulatory region sequence-specific DNA binding; transcription factor binding; DNA-binding transcription factor activity, RNA polymerase II-specific. Bases 213 to 1229 code for a protein of 338 amino acids. The transcript has a single exon. The record is from RefSeq and is a predicted model, not a curated record.
GUCUGAACCCCGCCGCUCCCGGGAGCGGGGGCCGGUGAGCGGGGCGCCCACGGGGAAGACAGCCUGCGGGUGCGCGCGCGCGCUCCGAAACUUUUCCUUUGCCAGAGGCCCGGGGAGGCGCGGGGUGCUCCCCGCCCGCCAGCGCGCUGUCGCGGCCCCGAAACUUGUGCGCGCAGCCCAAAGUAAGCCCACGUGAAGUGACGGACUGUUCUAUGAGUGCAAAGAUGGAAACGACCUUCUACGACGAUGCCCUCAACGCCUCGUUCCUGCAGACCGAGAGCGGCGCCUACGGCUACAGUAACCCCAAGAUCCUGAAACAGAGCAUGACCCUGAACCUGGCCGACCCGGUGGGCAGCCUGAAGCCGCACCUCCGCGCCAAGAACUCGGACCUCCUCACCUCUCCCGACGUGGGGCUGCUCAAGCUGGCGUCGCCCGAGCUGGAGCGCCUCAUCAUCCAGUCCAGCAACGGGCACAUCACCACCACGCCGACGCCCACCCAGUUCCUGUGCCCCAAGAACGUGACCGACGAGCAGGAGGGCUUCGCCGAGGGCUUCGUGCGCGCCCUGGCCGAGCUGCACAGCCAGAACACGCUGCCCAGCGUCACGUCCGCGGCGCAGCCGGUCAGCGGGGCGGGCAUGGUGGCUCCGGCCGUGGCCUCGGUGGCGGGCGGCGGCGGCAGCGGCGGCUUCAGCGCCGGCCUGCACAGCGAGCCGCCGGUCUACGCCAACCUCAGCAACUUCAACCCGAGCGCGCUGAGCAGCGGCGGCGGGGCGCCCUCCUACGGCGCGGCCGGCCUGGCCUUUCCCGCGCAGCCCCAGCAGCAGCAGCCGCCGCCGCCGCCGCAGCCGCAGCCGCCGCACCACCUGCCCCAGCAGAUCCCCGUGCAGCACCCGCGGCUGCAGGCGCUCAAGGAGGAGCCGCAGACCGUGCCCGAGAUGCCCGGCGAGACGCCGCCCCUGUCCCCCAUCGACAUGGAGUCCCAGGAGCGGAUCAAGGCGGAGAGGAAGCGCAUGAGGAACCGCAUCGCCGCCUCCAAGUGCCGGAAAAGGAAGCUGGAGAGGAUCGCCCGGCUGGAGGAAAAAGUGAAAACCUUGAAAGCGCAGAACUCGGAGCUGGCGUCCACGGCCAACAUGCUCAGGGAACAGGUGGCACAGCUGAAACAGAAAGUCAUGAACCACGUGAACAGCGGGUGCCAACUCAUGCUAACGCAGCAGUUGCAAACGUUCUGAGGACAGACUGUCGAGGGCUGAGGGGCGACGAAGAAAAAGAAAACAAAACCAACAGAGAGACAGUCUUGCGAACUUGACCGGUUGCGACAGCGAGAAAAAUAAAAAUAAAAAAGACGCGUCCGAGGACUAAAGGCCAAGGGUAUCCAAGCCGGGCUGGGUUGCGUCCUGACGGCGCCCCCAGUGUGCACGAGUGGGAAGGACUUGGCGCGCGCUCCCCUUGGCGCGGAGCCAGGGAGCGGCCGCCUGCGGGCGGCCCCGCUCGGCGGACGGGCUGUCCCCGCGCCAUCACGACGGUAGACUUUUCUUUAACAUUGACCAAGAACUGCAUGGACCUAACAUUCGAUCUCAUUCAGUAUUAAAGGGGGGGGAGGGGCGGGGUGACAAACUG